GGCUGUAGGUUGUUUUCAUGAACCCACAGAGACAGAAACCUGCGGCAAUGGAGAAAAUGUUAAUACAGACAUCUUACUUCAGUGUCCGGCAAACAAGAUUAUACAUUGAGGACGAUGUAGAUGUCAGCUUCCCUGACGAGGGAAGCUGAAGCUUUCCGAUGAUUCCUGAAGCCUACAUUCUAUUAAUUUCCCCGAAGAGCCCUAUUGCCUAAUGGAACAUUGCGAGAAUGGCCAGUCUGGAAAGCAGGAUCAGUGGAGCUGGCUUCUGGCUCACUGGCUUUCAGCUGAGCCUUCCAAAUGGCUGGGAAUGAACAUCCAGUUAGAAGCCUUGGUUUGGAACAGUGGUUCUCAAACUUCAUGGUGUGUGACAGUCACUGGGGAACUUGUCCAAACACAGAUUGACAGACCCCAUCCCAAAGUUUCUGAUUCAGCAGCCCUAGGGAGGGCCCUAAGAACACAAGCUCCUCUUCCCAAGCUCCCAGGUGACGCUGAGGUUGCUGCCCCGGGAGCCCACUUUGAGAACUGCUGACCUAGGGUGUGCUGGGGCAACUCCGGCCGUCAGAGGGGUCAGGACACUUGGUCUCCUUCUCUUUGGUCUCACUGAGAAUGUGAAUGUGAAUGGCCUUUUGAGGCCAUUUGCACUGAGUCCCCUACAGGGCACAUUGGACGGUGGGGGAGUGUCUGGAAGGGGUCUACACACUGGCUUGCAGCCUCAGUGAUGAUCACCUAGGGCGGGUCCUGCAUGGUCCCCGGAGGAGCCCAGUGAGAAAUCCGGAGGAGACAGACAGAGAGGAGGCUGACAGUUCCUUUUGUAUUACAACGUCAUGAUUACAAAUAAUCGUAAUAGAGUGCCCAUUUUAAAGUGGCCUUUCCCUCCAAGCACACAGGAGACUCCCUCAGAUUCCCUAGGAGAGCAAAGAAAUACUGAAUCUACUCCACAAAAGGUACUUGGUUGGCUGCUUCCCCAGGAACAUCCCUCCAUCCUCACGGGUAUCCAGCCAUGGACCUUGGGGAGCCCUGAACAAACAUGCAUGUGUGCGACGCUUGUAACAAACCUGCAAGGUUACCAAGGGCUUCAACGACAUUUAUUCUCCCAGCAAGCAAGUCAUGAGUGCGUCCUGCCUUACCUAUGCUGGAAAGAAAGUGCACAGAACUGGGACGCACGUGUCUAUCCCGGUCUCUGGUCUCUUGUCCAGCGAUGGCAUCCUCCCGGCUGCGUGAACUCAGCUUGCGGCUGUGAAAGGACAGCCGUGCACCUUGUCACCGAGGGCCACCGCAGUGGGGAGCUGCACCUGACACAUUUACAUUUCACAAAGGUAUCUGCCAUUCCGUGGACAUGGACCAGCAAGAGGCUUGGAUGACGUAGGAUUCUGAUGAUGUAUUCUCCAUUUCAAUUCUAGACUGUGUGCAAACUUCAUUCUUUCUUCUACUUUCUUUAAUUAUGACUAUUACAGGAGAAAGGAAAAAAUCGAAGGCGAAGGAAGCAAAGACAGAAAGGAAGGACAGCUUUGGUGGCCAGAGCGAGGUCUUCCCACGUCACUCCCGGGACGUGCGCUGACGCGUUGCUCCUCGGUCCUGCAGAACGCCGUGGGUCGUGGCAGCAGCUGUAGCUGUUUCUCAGGCUGUCCUCCCUGUAGACUAAGCAUCUACUCCGCGCUAUAGGGCAAUGCGAGACAAAAAAGACCCUUGCCUUCCCGGGAGCUUGCCAUCCAGCUGAGGAAGCCUCAUUAGCCACGCUUGCUGUAGGAUACAGUGCUCACUUUCUCCUCCAUGGAAGUACGUCUGGGCCCACGCACCCCACUCCUUCCAGAGCCUCCACGCGCUGUGUGUCCCCCGUGGCGCUUUGCUUGCCACCGAGCCCUGCGUCUUGAGAACUCUGAACGGUUUGUUGUAGUCAAGACACUCGGAGAUCCUAGAGACGCGAAAAGCAGGAGGGGAACGCGUGACGGCCACUGCGAGGCUGAGGGAGAGUUUAAUUCAAAUUUGGAUUUUUCUCACUCUUAUGCUUUGGGGCAAUACUGUUAAAUGGUAAAUAUAUAGCCAUUGUAUGAACAGCAAUACACAAAGGAGUUAUUUGGAAAUGAAAGCCUUAUUGAAGGCACUGGAAAAAUAAAACAAAUAAAUGCUUCCUUUAGAUUGCUCACUC
Molecule: messenger RNA, 2146 nt
Organism: Pongo pygmaeus (Bornean orangutan)
Lineage: Eukaryota; Metazoa; Chordata; Mammalia; Primates; Hominidae
Exons: 6
Coding region: 825-1361 (178 amino acids)
Source: RefSeq, a predicted model, not a curated record